AUGAAGGGGACACUGCUUAUGCUGGCCUUGCUGGUGACCAGAGAGCUGGGCAUUGAGAUGGGUGAGACUUGCCCUAUUUUUUAUGAAGUCUUUGGCAUGGUGGCCCUUGGAGACAAGACACUGUUGAACGUCUCCCUUGAUCUGGUCAGCGCUACUGAACCGGAAAAAAUAGCCAUAGGAAAAAUCCAGGAUUGCUACAAUGAGGCGGGACCCAUAUCCAAAACCUUGGAUCUGAUCGUCAUGAGUACCAUCACCACCAGCGGCGAAUGCAUCAGCCACGCAGUGGACACGCUGACAGAUUUUGAAGAAGGCCUUCCCCAGCUGAUCCCUUUGGGGAGAUGAAUCUUUGUCACUGAUGCCCGGGCUGAGCUCUAUCUUCCUGCCCUUUUCUCCUUCUCACCUGAAGCUGGAAUCCAGACACCUGUCCCCCUCGAUGCAGUCAUCACCAGGUUGAUUCUAAUAAAAUAACUG
This is a messenger RNA of Diceros bicornis minor, 471 nucleotides long. RefSeq names its product major allergen I polypeptide chain 2-like. NCBI's taxonomy places the organism in Eukaryota, Metazoa, Chordata, Mammalia, Perissodactyla, Rhinocerotidae. The transcript is spliced from 3 exons. The record is from RefSeq and is a predicted model, not a curated record. The coding region runs from base 1 to 342 and encodes 113 amino acids.